Molecule: messenger RNA, 1005 nt
Organism: Anthostomella pinea
Lineage: Eukaryota; Fungi; Ascomycota; Sordariomycetes; Xylariales; Xylariaceae
Source: the annotation of a GenBank genome assembly
AUGACAGCGCGCUUCGUGGCACAUGAUGAAGAAGCGUUCCGCAAGAUCCUCGGCCCAGAGCCAACCCUGGAGCUCCUCCUAGAGGACAACAGCUACCCGUUCGCCCACGAAGCCGGAGUGUACCUUCAGUCCUCGGAUGCGCUGUUCGUCACGAGCAAUCGGUUCCGCGACCCCGAUUCAGAGCAGCAGCGCGUGCAGAUCUCCAAAGUCGUGAUCGGUGGCGCAUCAAGAGGACGCGGCACCGUGCGAGAGGAAGUCGACUCUUCUGCGGUCCCGAUGGGGAACGGCGGUGUCAAUUAUGGCGAAGACAGUAUCUUAUUCUGUGCACAGGGUUCUCAGGAGCUGCCAAGCGGCCUAUACGUUAUGAAGACAUGGGCGCCAUACGAGACUAGCUUGUUGCUCUCUGGCUACCACGGUCGCCCUUUCAAUUCAGUCAACGAUGUCGUGAUACAUACGGAUGGAUCUAUCUGGUUUACCGAUCCUCCUUAUGGCUACGAACAGGGGUACCGACCAAGGCCAAAACUCCCUAGCCAGGUGUACCGGUAUAACCCCAAGACCAAAAGCAUUCGGGCGAUGGUCGAUGGCCUGGGUCACCCGAAUGGUAUCUGCUUCUCCCCAGAUGAGAGGACGGUAUAUAUCACGGAUACCGAUUGGUACCAUGGUGGAGGGAGCACUGACGAUGCGAAGGCUUCGACUAUCUACGCUUUUGAUGUGAUGUUUUAUCACGAAGAGCCGUUUCUGACGAAUCGAAGACUAUUCGCAAUGGCGGACAAGGGUAUACCAGAUGGCAUCAAAUGCGAUAUGGAUGGCAAUGUGUACAGUGGCUGCGGAGACGGAGUCAACGUCUGGUCCCCAGGCGGUGUGUUAUUGGGGCGAGUUAUAGUGGAGGGAGGUGCAGCGAACUUCUGCUUCGGAAAAAGGGGCGAGAUGUUUAUCCUGAACGAGACUCGACUGUGGCGAGCACAGCUCGGUAUUCAUGUGCGAGGGGCGCUACUGGGCAUCUAG